Molecule: messenger RNA, 1142 nt
Organism: Schistosoma mattheei
Lineage: Eukaryota; Metazoa; Platyhelminthes; Trematoda; Strigeidida; Schistosomatidae
Source: the annotation of a GenBank genome assembly
CUAUAACAACCUUAUGGCGGAAAUACCACGUGAAGUGCUACGUUGGCUACUAACAUUAGAUAUUAAUCUGGAACACAGAAACCUAAAUGGUGUGUUUCCAAUGGUAUUCUAGUGGCUGAAAUUUUGCACAAUUACCAACCGAAAACGGUGAAUCUUGGGAAAUUUAUUGAUGGACAGAGUAUAAAAGUCAAGCUACAUAACUGGAACAUGAUUCAAGAGGUUUUUAACUCAAUAGUUUUUUAGUCACCUUAGAUACUACAACGUUUGUGCAUCUAUCUGCCACCAGAUAUUAUUGAAUGUGCCGCCCAUAACAAAAGAAAUGCAGGAAUUAUUCUUUUGACCACUCUUCACGAAAUGUUUUCAAAGAAGAAAGUGAAGGAAGGCCUAGCAAACUUCGACCCUACAGAUCUAGAAUACCAAUUUUCUUUACCAAUCUAUGCUAGAUCAUGUCUAGCGAAGUUCAUUAAAGAUAACCUAACUUCUUCAGAAAUGGAAACUACACCAGAUUUAUUUACUAAUCAAAAAAAGGUUCAACUGUUAGCUCUGGCCUACAAGAAUAUGAAAAUUACUGAGAGAAUGGAAGAACCAUGGAGAUUUAAAGUAUCACGGUCGUUAGCGUCACAAUGUCAACGUUCUGAUUCGUCAAAACCAAACAAAAAGCCACGUGCUGAAGGUGCAGGCACUAUGAUGUGCAGUGAGCCAAUUGAUGGUAGGUGUCGCCUUCGCGUUUUCUCAUGUCAGUCCAAGAAAUGUUAGACGUUAAUCCUUUUUGACGUUUGCUCCUUGAAAGACGUUGAUGGUGAUGAAGUGCUUACUAAGGAGUCAAGUUAAUCUCACUUUGUGAAACAGAAAACAUAGACCCAAAUCGAUGUUUUUCUAAAUGAAUAACGGAUAAAGGAACAGACACGAUUCGCUUUGUUACCAACUAGUGCUUUUUAUCUUUUCUACACACAGCUGCACCGGGACUUUGAAUAGUUGAACAGUUGACUAAAAAACACUAUUAAACGAUGAUGUAAUAACAAUCCAGCCAAAGCAACAAACUUUAUGAGUAAAUCUGAAGUGACAAACCCGUAAAUCAUAUUGUUAUUUGUCAUAAACCUCACUGACUUUUAUUUCUAUUAACGUCAUAAAUAUUCCUUAGA